CUUCAGAUCAGGAAAUCAUUCUUAGGACUUUGCACGGGAUCAAUUGACUUAAAAGAACAUUUUGCCUUAAAUGUAGAGUUUUCUUUACUGGGAGUUUGAAGUUAACAGGAUGAAUAAGGUGAUUUUGGUAACAGGAGCCAAUAGUGGCAUUGGCCUGGCACUGUGUGAGCGUCUCCUUUCAGUGGACACAGAGGGUCUCCAGCUUUGUCUGGCCUGCAGGAACAUGCGCAGGGCUGAAGCUGCUCGUUCAGCUCUCCUCACCUCUCACCCCAAAGCCCAGGUGGCCCUGCUGCAGAUGGACACCAGCAGCAUUUCCUCCGUCAUCAGUGCUGCACAGGAGGUCAAAAAGAGGUACGACCGGCUGGACUACCUUUACCUGAACGCAGGGAUCAUGCCAAAUCCACAGUUUGAUGCAAAUGCCUUUUUCAAAGGCCUCUUCUCCAGAAAUGUCAUCACAAUGUUUGCCACCGGAGAGGGGAUUCUGACGCAGCAGGAUGGUGUUACCCCUGAUGGCCUCCAGGAAGUUUUUAUGACAAAUCUCUUUGGCCACUUUCUUCUUCUCAGGGAGCUGGAGUCAAUGCUGUGCCGUGCAGGCCGGACCUCCCAGCUGGUCUGGACCUCCUCUAGUAAUGCUCAUCGUUCGGCCUUUAGUCUCGAAGACAUUCAACAUAAAAAAGGCACUCAGCCUUACAGCUCUUCCAAAUAUGCCUCUGACCUGCUCAGCCUCGCACUCAAUACACACUACAAUAAACAGGGUUUGUACUCAUCUGUGAUUUGUCCUGGUUUUGUGAUGACCAAUCUGACCUACAACAUCCUGCCCUCCUUCCCAGCAUUCCUCUGGACACUGUUUACGCCUAUCUUCUGGCUUAUAAGAAUGUUCACAAACACUUUCACAUUGACACCUUAUAAUGGAGCUGAAGCUCUGUUUUGGUUGUUUAAGCAAAAGCCUGAAUCAUUGGACCCAUAUGCAAAGUAUCACAGCUUAACAUCAGGGCUAGGGAACAACUACACACAGCCCCGUAAGAUGGACAUUGACUUGGAGACAUCGGAGUCUUUGUAUGAGAAAUUACUGCAGCUAGAAAGAGAAGUAAGGAAGAAACUGAAGGACGAACAAAAGGAAAGCCCACCGUGAUCCCCCAAAUCCUGCAGGAUCACCUUGAUGCAUAUCACCCAGUUCUGGAUGGAAAACAUUUUAUUCCGUCUCACAGGUCUCCUGGGAGGAUUAUGUGCUCUGGCUGUCAGAAAAAUAACACACCUCUACCUGUCACAGCAACCCGCAAGCCUGAAUUUUAAGUGGGAACUGAUGAGUGUGGUGCAUGUUCUGACAGCAUACAGUUUGAUUUAACAAUACAAAUAAGCACUACCUGUUCUGCUAAUUAUUAUUCAGAGAGUUAACAAAUUAUCAGAACCUACUAACACAGUUUUGGAGUCUAAAUACACAGAAAUAAAUGUGAUCACCACUA
This is a messenger RNA of Oreochromis aureus, 1463 nucleotides long. RefSeq names its product hydroxysteroid (17-beta) dehydrogenase 7 (gene hsd17b7). Gene Ontology annotation, molecular function: 5-alpha-androstane-3-beta,17-beta-diol dehydrogenase (NADP+) activity; 3-beta-hydroxysteroid 3-dehydrogenase (NADP+) activity; estradiol 17-beta-dehydrogenase [NAD(P)+] activity. Lineage: Eukaryota; Metazoa; Chordata; Actinopteri; Cichliformes; Cichlidae. Gene Ontology annotation, cellular component: endoplasmic reticulum membrane. Bases 110 to 1132 code for a protein of 340 amino acids. The record is from RefSeq and is a predicted model, not a curated record. The transcript is spliced from 9 exons. Gene Ontology annotation, biological process: cholesterol biosynthetic process.